AUGCCUCUUGAUGAAGAGGGUGCCAAGUGGUCUUGCGAACCAUGCAUUCGCGGCCACCGAUCUUCAAAAUGUCAGCACUUCGACAGACUGAUGAUGAAGGUACCCAAGGCUGGACGGCCUCUAGCCAAAUGUCCCCAUCCGAAGGGGACCUGCAGUUGCCAGAAGACGUUUGCCUUCAUGGUCCGAAUCCCGAAAGGCUCGACAUGUUUAUGCCGACCGCUAUACAAAGUCCCUGCCAGCACAGAUGAGUCAUCACAGUCCACCCCAGCACCUGUACCUCCAGUUUCGUCAACUGCAGCGGCCAAAAUUCAGAAAUCAGGAAGACGACAAAGCCUUUUUCAAGCUGCACCGGGCAACCUUGCAAAGGCGCUGGAGUCUAUGCCGGACAAUCUCAAAUUCGAGGAUGGUGUGGUCAACUACGCGGCAACCAUUGCUCAACCCUCCGAUCGGAAUGACUCGCUCUCAGCUAUUCAGUCGACCAACAGCUUUUCACCUACACCCGCUUCUGAUGGACCUACCCCGAAUGGAACUAGCUGUUGCUCCAAGAAAUCCCAGGCCCCACCAGUGGCUUCCAACAGCGGAGGCUCUUGCUGUUCUGGAAAGUCUAAUGCGCCAUCAACGUCCAAUACUUUCUUCACUGGAAACGGGUACAAGGCGAGCCAGCCCACUGACUGGAACGACAUGUCAUAUAUGAAUUUCUCGGCGGCCCAGAUGCCCGCUUGGCAAAACCCUAUAGACUCUACUCAGCCCCAAUUCAUGCAAUCGUUGGGGAUGCAUAGCGCCCAGUCCCAUCCACUUUACACGAACGAAUAUGCCUCUCAUGUGUCUUCCGCUCCAUCGUACUCGAACACGAUGAGUGAAAUUGGGACAACACAAACGGCCGUGGCUCAAUUUGCUGCGGACCACUCCCGGAAGUCCGCCUACAUGCACUCCCAUACCCACCAUGAUGCGGAGUCUUGUCAUGAGUGUAAAUGUGGAGACGAUUGUCAAUGCUUAGGCUGCGCGGCCCAUCCCUUUAACAACACUACUCGUCAGCAUGUUCAGGAGAUGGGUGUUUUGAUGACCUUUGAUGGUGAUGAGCACAUCCCCGAAGACAUGGCCAACGCCUACCCGCCUCCAUUCCAUGGUAAUACUCCAUCGACUCCAAUGAACUUUGGCUUCAUGCAGCACAAUCCCUCCAUGGAAAACACUGGUCAGCAAAACAACUUCGACCCGUACUCGGAUCCAAACUCCGCCAUUUCUUCUGGCUACUCCUCUCCUCUCCGCGCCAGUCACACAUUGAACCAGCAAUUAAUGCAUCCAUCCGAAUACUACACGUUGGAGUAUCCGGUGGGAAUUCCCUCAGCCUGUUCGAAUAUGACUGGAAGCUGUCAAUGUGGAAACGACUGCAGUUGCGUGGGCUGUCUCACACACAGCGGUCAUAAUGGCGUGCCUCUCGAUGCAUCGAUCCCAGAGCCUUCUAUUGCUACCACAACAGAACAGCACCCUUCGUCCCAUCGCCAUACCUCGGUGACAUCUGUUAGCCACAGUUCGCAUAUUCCUGUGCUUGACAAUAUUUCUGUGCCAUGUCUGAGUCCACGCACGCUUGAGACAUCGAUGAUUUGA
Molecule: messenger RNA, 1605 nt
Organism: Penicillium maclennaniae
Lineage: Eukaryota; Fungi; Ascomycota; Eurotiomycetes; Eurotiales; Aspergillaceae
Product: copper fist DNA-binding domain-containing protein
Exons: 3
Coding region: 1-1605 (534 amino acids)
Biological process (GO): intracellular copper ion homeostasis; intracellular iron ion homeostasis; positive regulation of transcription by RNA polymerase II
Cellular component (GO): nucleus
Molecular function (GO): DNA-binding transcription factor activity, RNA polymerase II-specific; RNA polymerase II cis-regulatory region sequence-specific DNA binding; copper ion binding
Source: RefSeq, a predicted model, not a curated record